Molecule: messenger RNA, 1110 nt
Organism: Drepanopeziza brunnea f. sp. 'multigermtubi' MB_m1
Lineage: Eukaryota; Fungi; Ascomycota; Leotiomycetes; Helotiales; Drepanopezizaceae
Source: RefSeq, a predicted model, not a curated record
AUGCCGACCGAGAAUUCCAUCACGAGGUUGCUGUUUGCGAUUCUCAGCCAGAAGUGUUUGAAAGAUAUAGACUGGAAUAAGGUCGCCCGCGACCCCCUUCUCUGCCAGGAAAUCACCAACGGCCAUGCCGCCCGCAUGCGCUACUCGCGCUUCAAGAAGCAGAUGGAUGCCGCGAGCGGCAUCGUCCCUGCCCCAUCCACCCCCCGCAAACCGCGCAAGAGCCGGGUCGAGAAGAACCGCUCCCCCCCCAAGAAGGAGUCCCCGAAACAGCUCAAGCAUUUCCGAGACGAGGAGCGGGGUACGAAGCGUGAACGCGAUGCCGGAAGCGAGGAGCGGAGUGACCGGGCCGGCACGACAGAGAGCGACGUCGACGGCUCCCUCGGUCUGGACAGUAGUCCCGGCAUGGCCCUCGGGCUCGGAACGGGGGCCAUGGAGCUGAGCAUGGAACUGGAUAUGGGUAUGGAUAUGGGCAUGGGCAUGGGCAUGGGCAUGGGUAUGGAGAUGGGUAUGGGCGACAUGCCAACUACUGUGAAGAGGGAGCGCAAGCCUUCGUACGCUACCCUGCACCUGCACGGGCAAUUGCAGCAGCAGAUAUCCCACCACCCCCAGCAGCACCACCACCACCACCCGUCUUCCUCCUCCGUCUCCAACCCAAACGCAAACAGCACCCUCCCCAACACGCCCCCCCGCAUGUGCAUCGAGCAGUCCCCCUCCCGGCGCGGUUCUUUCGCUCCCGCGGGCGACAUGGCCGACGGGCUGCUGACGGGCUUUGGCCAUGGGAUCCCCGGCGGCGCGUCGGCGACCACCACGCUGCACGAGCAGCUGGGGCCGGCGGGUAACAUGUACGAGCCGCUAAUCUUGGGGUCGGGUGCUGCUUACAACGGUCACGUCGCGCCCGGGCCUGAGACGUACGUGGUAGAUCUGCAGACCGCUGGGGCAGCAGCAGCUCAUGGCGGGCCGUACGGGAUGCCGGCUCACGCCUACGACGGUUUUGGCUGGGCUGGUGAGGAGAUUCUCAGGGGGGAGGGGGAGGGGGAGGGGGGACGGCGGCGACAUGGGAAUGGGAGAGAGUACUCCGGGGACGGGGAUGGGGGUGGGUGUGAGUGUUAA